Molecule: messenger RNA, 1350 nt
Organism: Penicillium lagena
Lineage: Eukaryota; Fungi; Ascomycota; Eurotiomycetes; Eurotiales; Aspergillaceae
Product: trans-hexaprenyltranstransferase
Exons: 2
Coding region: 1-1350 (449 amino acids)
Biological process (GO): isoprenoid biosynthetic process; ubiquinone biosynthetic process
Cellular component (GO): transferase complex
Molecular function (GO): prenyltransferase activity
Source: RefSeq, a predicted model, not a curated record
AUGCCUCGUACCGUCACGGCCACCGGGCUGAUCCUCUCAUCACGAGCGCUCUCAACGCCUCCUGUAUGCGCCCAAUGCCUCCGUGAUGACCUCCGGGCAACCUACACAGCCAUCCAAUCCCGACGAUACCGACCCACGCGGCGGAAAGACGUCUCCCCGUUCGGUGCCGCCGUGUCCGCCGCCCAGACCAUCUUCAAGGGCCUACCCAAGGCACCGCCGGGCAUCUCCGUCGACCCGCUGCGAAUGGUGGGCAAGGAGCUCAAGUUUCUGACCAAGAACAUCCGCCAAUUGCUGGGCUCGGGUCACCCGGCCCUGGACAAGGUCGCCAAGUACUACACCCGCAGCGAAGGCAAACACAUGCGGCCCAUGCUGGUUCUGCUCAUGUCCCAGGCCACAGCCAUGGACCCGCGGAAACACCACACACACCCGGGCACAACCCCCGUCGACGACCCGUUUAGCGCGUCCUCGAUCCUAGACGACGCUAAUCCCGACGCCAACCCGCUGGUGGCCCGUUCCGCCGAGGCCCAGUAUGAUUUUGCGGGCGACGACAACAUUCUGCCCUCGCAGCGGCGGCUGGCGGAGAUCACGGAGCUGAUUCACACGGCCUCCCUGCUGCACGACGAUGUCAUCGACAACGCCGUGACGCGCCGCGCGAGCAGCUCCGCCAACCUGGCAUUCGGGAACAAGAUGGCCGUGCUGGCGGGCGAUUUCUUGCUGGGCCGGGCCUCCGUGGCCCUUGCCCGCCUGCGGGACCCAGAGGUGACAGAGCUGAUGGCCACCGUGAUUGCCAAUCUGGUGGAGGGCGAGUUCAUGCAGCUGAAGAACACGGCGCAGGACGAGUCCAACCCCGUGUACACCGACGAGACCCUCUCCUAUUACCUGCAGAAGACGUACCUGAAGACAGCCAGUCUGAUCAGCAAGUCCUGUCGCUCGUCGGCCGUGUUGGGCCGCAGUGCCCCCGAGGUUAUCGAGGCGUCCUAUCAAUAUGGCCGGAACCUGGGCCUGGCGUUCCAGCUCGUCGAUGAUCUGCUGGACUACACUGUCACCGAGGUGGAGCUGGGCAAGGCCGCCGGUGCGGACCUGGAGCUCGGCCUGGCCACCGCGCCGCUGUUGUUUGCAUGGAAGAGUAACCCCGAACUCGGCCCACUGGUGGGCCGGAAGUUCCGUGAAGAAGGCGAUGUGCAGAAGGCCCGUGAGAUGGUCUACCGCAGCGAUGGCGUCGAGCAGACCCGCGCCCUGGCCCAGGAAUACGCCGACAAGGCCGUCGCGGCGAUCAGUGACUUCCCCGACAGCGAGGCCAAGGCGGGCUUGGUUGAGAUGGCGGAGAAGACUAUGCGCCGCCGGAAGUAG